This is a messenger RNA of Lingula anatina, 1936 nucleotides long. RefSeq names its product tyrosine aminotransferase. Lineage: Eukaryota; Metazoa; Brachiopoda; Lingulata; Lingulida; Lingulidae. The record is from RefSeq and is a predicted model, not a curated record. Gene Ontology annotation, biological process: biosynthetic process; L-tyrosine catabolic process; L-phenylalanine catabolic process. Gene Ontology annotation, molecular function: pyridoxal phosphate binding; L-tyrosine:2-oxoglutarate transaminase activity.
UCUAGGUUAUGAAGCUUAAUGGCAGCACAUCAUCAUCGUCAUUCGUAAAAGAUGCUUUUGCGUAGUUAUAUCAACUGAAAACGACAGUUAUGCCUCCCGAGAAUGCCAAGCUCGCUAAAAAGCGUAAUCAGCUGAUUCGUCUGGCAUCGGUUCCCAAUUUUGAGCCAGUGAUAAAGCAGAUAAGAAAACAGCAGAAAGGGACAUGGAAGGUUCAGGCAUCAACGAUGGCAAAGAAUACCCACAAUCCCAUCAGAAAGAUUGUGGAUGGUAUGAAGCUGACACCCAACCCAGAGAAAGCAAUGAUAGCCUUAUCAAUAGGUGACCCCACUGUGUUUAAGAAUCUUCCACCAGCUGUUGAACUUGAGGAGGCCCUGAUAGAGACUGUGAAGGGAGGUCAUCAUAAUGGAUAUGCUCCCUCUGUGGGUUACGAAUCUUCACGUGCUGCAGUUGCUUCUGCUCUCACAUUACCUGAGGCCCCACUUGAAGCAAAGGACGUGAUACUGACAAGUGGGUGUUCGGGAGCAAUUGACCUGUGUAUCUCGGUACUAGCCAAUCCAGGCCAGAACCUUCUCAUUCCCAGGCCAGGGUUCUCUCUCUACAGGACAUUAGCUGACUCUCUUGGCAUUGAGUGCAAGUACUAUAACUUGCUGCCUGAACAAAAUUGGGAGGCAGACUUGAAACAGAUGGAAUCUCAAAUCGAUACAGAGACAGCAGCCAUUGUUGUGAACAACCCAUCCAACCCCUGUGGCUCUCUUUUUACCAAGGAGCACAUCAAAGAUAUUUGUGAUGUGGCAUUCAGACACAAGGUUCCCAUCAUUGCUGAUGAGAUAUAUGCAUUCCAGGUUUUUGAAGGCAGUGUAUAUCACUCCUUUGCAUCUCAGACUACGGAGGUUCCUAUUCUCUCCACUGGAGGCUUGGCGAAAAAGUUUGUUGUGCCAGGCUUCAGAUUAGGGUGGAUCACAAUACAUGACAGAAAUGGUGCUUUUGAAGAAGAGGUGCGUCCAGGGUUGAUCUCAUUGUCACAAAGGAUUCUGGGACCCAACACUAUUGUCCAAGGUGCAUUAGAGAAAAUUUUGACAAAAGUCCCACAGAUUUACUUCGACAAGAUUAUGGCACAUUUACAGGCCAAUGCUGAGGUGUGUUACAAACAUCUGUCAGCUGUGCCUGGGUUGAAUCCCAUCAAACCAAGUGGAGCCAUGUACAUGAUGAUUGGUAUAGAUAUUGAGCACUUCCCAGGUAUAACUGAUGAUAUGGCAUUUGCUGAAAUGAUGGUCACAGAACAGUCAGUUUUCUGUUUGCCAGGAAAGUGUUUCCAAUAUCCAAACUACUUCCGAGUUGUGUUAUCAGUCCCAGAGGAACAGAUGGUGACAGCAUGCCAGAGAAUAAAAGACUUCUGCAAGGACCAUUACAAGGGACCAAGUGAAAAUAACAGCACACCAGUCAAGAACAGUAAUGGAGACAGGAAAAUAAAUUCAAACAACUGCAGCAAUGCAGACAGCGGCAGUAGCAUCCUGUACAGUAUCCCUGAGCAUGACGAGAUCCAUGAGGAGAAUUAAAUGCUUCACCAACUGAAGCUUUUAUCUUUAUCAUUUUAGCACAAUCCAAUUAUUUACAGCCAGGUCGUAAGAAAACCGAGCAUAUAAGACAUGAUUGUACUUAUUAAUAUUAUAAGAACUGUCUUAUAUCUUGGUACCAAAAUGUAAGAAGUGCUGUCACUUGUGGUUCAGUGAUGAGAGAAAUGGUUGGAUUGGAAUGCCUUUCUCAUUUCUACAAAAUUUAAAGUAGAUUCAAUAUAUGUAGAUAAAACAAGCUUUUCACUUAGCCAGACUUCCUUCAAUCUAUUGGACACUCCUGUCUGUUAGAUUGUUGUAUCAUGCUGGGUUCAUGGUAAUUUGAGGUAAAUGUUUAUUCAGCUAAUGUGAAAAAAAAAAAAAAA